This is a messenger RNA of Vigna radiata var. radiata (mung bean), 791 nucleotides long. RefSeq names its product salicylate carboxymethyltransferase-like. Bases 180 to 671 code for a protein of 163 amino acids. The record is from RefSeq and is a predicted model, not a curated record. The transcript has 3 exons. Gene Ontology annotation, molecular function: S-adenosylmethionine-dependent methyltransferase activity. Gene Ontology annotation, biological process: methylation. Lineage: Eukaryota; Viridiplantae; Streptophyta; Magnoliopsida; Fabales; Fabaceae.
CCUCUUACAGCCUUCAAUGGCUAUCUAAGGUUCCUGAGGGUAUAGAGAACAACAGGGGGAACCUUUAUAUAGGAAGAACAAGCCCACCAAAUGUUGCGAGAGCUUACUACCACCAAUUUCAAAGAGAUUUCUCUAGUUUUCUCAAGUGUCGUGCAGAGGAACUGGUUGAAGAAGGUCGUAUGGUUCUCACAAUUUUGGGAAGAAGAAACGAUGCCGAGGAUCCAGCAAGCAUGGAGGGUGGCUACCUUAUUUUGGAGCUUAUGGCUAUGGCUCUUAGUGAAAUGUGUGUGCAGGGAAUAAUAAAGGAAGAGCAAUUGGAUAGUCUUAACAUCCCACAGUACACUCCAUCACCAUCUGAAGUGAAAUUGGAAGUUCUUAAAGAAGGGUCGUUUGUGAUCAAUCGUGUAGAGGUGUGCCAGGUCAAUUGGAAUCCUCUUGAAGAUUGGAAGCCUCUUGAGUUUGAAUCUGAAAGGUCUGAAUCACUUAGUGAGAGUGGAUAUAACCUGGCACAGUGCAUGAGGUCUGUGGCGGAACCUAUGCUGAUUAGCCACUUUGGUGGACAUAUCAUUGAAGAGNUUUUCAGCCGUUUCCAGAAAAUUCUGGCUGAUCGUAUGUCUAAGUGUAAAACUGAGUUCAGUAACAUUACGAUAUCGAUGACUAGGAAAGCAUAAAGAAGUUUGCAUCUAGGGUUUCUCAAAUGCAUUAUAUAAAGGAAAGUGAUAUUUUAACACCAUUUUUUGACAUCAUUUUGACACUACAUACGUGUCAAAAUAUAGUUAGACGAUUUUAAA